CACGGCCAGCGCGUCAUUUCCGGUACUGUACGAAAAUGGCGGCUCCGAGUAGCGGCAGUACCUCUAAGCGCCUGGUGCAGUAUGUUGUAGUUCGGUCGGAUUUGAUACGUGCCUUGUCGUGGCCUUUAGGAGCGGUUAUCACGCAGGCCUGUCACGCAGCUACCGCCGCCAUUCACUUGAACUACAGCGACCCGGACACGCAGGAAUACCUGUCUGACCUGGACAACAUGCACAAAGUGGUGCUGCAGGCAGCCGAUGAAGCGAGUCUGACCCAUUUAUCCACAACGCUCAGUGAAAAUGGUGUCGCGCACAAGCUGUGGACGGAGCAGCCGGAGAACUUUCCCACCUGCUUGGCCCUGAAGCCUUACCCGAAGGAAACCGUACAGCACUUUCUGAAAAAGUUCAAGCUUUUUAAAUGAGUGGAAGGGACAUGGUUUCAUUUCUUUACAGAUGUACAGAACAUUAAAAAAAAAUUCUCACUGUAUGUUGGUUUGAAUACAUACUGCAGACAUGUGUAGCACAAUAACAAAAACACCAGGUCCAGACUUAUGAAUGAACGAGGAAAACGUUUUAGACUUCCUGUCCAAGCUUGUGUUUCCUGUGUGUUCCUAGAGGAGACAGGUUUUUUUUUUUUUUUUUUUUU
Molecule: messenger RNA, 643 nt
Organism: Ictalurus punctatus (channel catfish)
Lineage: Eukaryota; Metazoa; Chordata; Actinopteri; Siluriformes; Ictaluridae
Gene: ptrhd1
Product: peptidyl-tRNA hydrolase domain containing 1
Exons: 2
Coding region: 36-419 (127 amino acids)
Molecular function (GO): peptidyl-tRNA hydrolase activity
Source: RefSeq, a predicted model, not a curated record